AUGGCAUCCAGGGCAUGUUCGAAUAGCUCAGUUUUGACCUCCUCAAAAGUAAUUUCUUCCUUCACUGCCUCCAAUCUGUACUCGACGUAUCGCGGCCUUCAGUGCUGGCAUCAGUACAGCACCAACAGGACGUUGGUAGAUUUGCUCUGGAAAAUGGAGAUCUGUCCAUUUCAAUCGAUUGACUUCCCGGUGGUCACAACCGAGCAAAUCUGCGAAGAGUGCAAAUGUGCGUGUGGUGUGCAGCAGUGCGCCUCUGGGGCGGAGCCUGUGCGGGUCAUCCACAAAAGGCGGCAGGGCAAGUGCGGCUGCGACUGUAGAUGCUCAUAUCGAUGUGUUACCUUUUGA
Ostertagia ostertagi is the source of this 345-nucleotide messenger RNA. Lineage: Eukaryota; Metazoa; Nematoda; Chromadorea; Rhabditida; Trichostrongylidae. The record is from the annotation of a GenBank genome assembly.